Lolium rigidum is the source of this 381-nucleotide messenger RNA. Its product is annotated as auxin-responsive protein SAUR36-like. Bases 1 to 381 code for a protein of 126 amino acids. Lineage: Eukaryota; Viridiplantae; Streptophyta; Magnoliopsida; Poales; Poaceae. Gene Ontology annotation, biological process: response to auxin. The record is from RefSeq and is a predicted model, not a curated record. The transcript has a single exon.
AUGUGCAACGUCAUGACGAUCCCGUCGGUCGCCUGGCUGCGCCGGGCCGUGCGGCGGUGGCGCGCCCGGAGUUCCGCUUCCGCGGCGGUGCCGGCGGGGCACGUGGCGGUGUGCGCCAAGGGCGCACGGUUCGUGGUGCGGCUGGCGCACCUGGGCCACCCGGCGUUCCUGGAGCUGCUCAGGCAGGCCGAGGAGGAGUACGGCUUCCCGGCCGGCGCCUCCGGACCUGUUGCGCUCUCCUGCGACGAGCACCGCCUCCGCGACGUCCUCCGCCGCGUGUCCUCGUCAUCGUCCGACGAGCGUCGCCGCUCCUCCCGCCUCCGCGGCGGUGACCAGCGGCCGCUGCUCAAGGGGUUGGCCGGGGAGAAGGUCUUCUUCUGA